AUGGAGUCUUCUCCUCCAAGGAGCAGUUCGACUGCUUCUGUGGCAGGUGUGAAGCGUCCAGCGACCUUGUUACCUGCCUUUGAGCCAUUGAGUUCUUCGCCUUCUCUUCCUCGACCCCAGAAGCGUGUAGCUCGCGAUGAUCAUGGGAUUGUGUCAACAUAUCCAACUCCUGUUCCGACGUCAUCGACCCAUAUCAUGUCCUCCUCACCCCCUCGAAUGGCGUCGCGUCGACCCUUGACAUCAUCAAAUUCCGAACGAACUCCUCUGUCUGCUGUACCGACCAUGAUGCUCCCGGAGACUGGGGAGCCUCUUCUCAUGGGCAGAUCCAGUGCAUCUUGCCAUCAUCAACUCGCUGCCAACCGAAUGAUUUCGAGGGUUCACGUCAAGGCUACCUAUAAGCCUGCACCUAAUCCCUUCGAUCGUGAUAGAGUUGAGAUAAUGUGCAUGGGUUGGAACGGAAUCAAGCUUCAUUGCCAGGGGAAAACGUAUGACUUGGCCAAGGGAAAGACUUUCACGUCCGAUAUCAAAGAUGCAGAUAUCAUGAUUGAUGUCCAUGAUGCACGUGUUUUGGUCCAAUGGCCGCGAAAUGAACGAAAGGACUACGCAUCUACCGAUUCGGAGCAGACCUGGGAAGAGGCUACCCCACGACGCAACAGGCAGUCUCGUCGAAGCUUGCACGACAGUCCUAACGUGGAACGCCAGCGCUUGGCUUCCCCUGUCUCGCCUUCUCCUGCAAUCAAGUCACUAAUUCCACCAUCCUCGCCACUGUACACUCCAACACGUGCAAGAAACGCCGUGGUUGUUUAUGAGGACGAACCGUCUCCCGUCCGCCGUAAAAGCUCAGGAGAUGCUUUGCUGUCUGAAGUGACCCUUAAGUCUACCUCCAGUGAAGGGGACCUUUUGCAGAGCUCGCAGUCGAGUGACCUGAGUGAUCUCAGUAAGCCUGAUGAUUUGUCGGACCACGAUGAAGAGAAUGACCCCAUCGUUCAUUCUUUUGGGCCUUUUGGAGACAAUAUCUUGCCCCGCAUGGCUUCUUUCACUGCUGAUGGGUCACCACUGCGCCCGUCGCGUCCUCGUAACCAGCACCAUGCUGAACCGCUUCGCCCUGCUCACUCUCCUAGACAAUUAGCUAAGCCGGCCGAGAGGUGUAUUGGAAAGGUCGCAAGGGAAGGGAAGGAUGCUGCAGGGAAGCCGCUCGAGAGUGAAUACUACUAUGUUCCCGACUAUGAUGAUGACACGAUGCGACGAGAAGCUGUGGUGCAUGAUCUCAGGAAGCCAGGUCUUCGGAGCUGCCGAAAGCAACACAAGCAAUACUUCUGGCGUAAGCAAAAUGAAUCAAGUGACUGGAGGCAAGCUACCUUCACUCGAGGAUGACCCACAAAAACUCUCUGGACGGUUCUUGUUCUUAGUACAUAGUUGCAAUGACUCUUUUCUUCUCUCUCUGUUUUUUUCCUUCUGGACUCGCAUAGCGUGGCGUGGCAUACCCUGUCUGGUUUUUGUUCUAUGAAGGUGUA
Messenger RNA from Aspergillus nomiae NRRL 13137, 1514 nucleotides. RefSeq names its product putative transcription factor Tos4 (gene fhdA). Lineage: Eukaryota; Fungi; Ascomycota; Eurotiomycetes; Eurotiales; Aspergillaceae. The coding region runs from base 1 to 1374 and encodes 457 amino acids. The transcript has 3 exons. The record is from RefSeq and is a predicted model, not a curated record. Gene Ontology annotation, molecular function: protein binding.